This is a messenger RNA of Ornithorhynchus anatinus (platypus), 1944 nucleotides long. RefSeq names its product adaptor related protein complex 5 subunit sigma 1 (gene AP5S1). Gene Ontology annotation, cellular component: lysosome; AP-type membrane coat adaptor complex; late endosome. NCBI's taxonomy places the organism in Eukaryota, Metazoa, Chordata, Mammalia, Monotremata, Ornithorhynchidae. Gene Ontology annotation, biological process: endosomal transport; double-strand break repair via homologous recombination. The record is from RefSeq and is a predicted model, not a curated record. The coding region runs from base 240 to 842 and encodes 200 amino acids. The transcript has 2 exons.
UGGGAGGAGCGAAGAGUGCAAGCUAAGGUGUCCUCUGUGUCUGACCUAAAUCCUUCCCGCUUUACUCACGUCCCACUGGCUCCGGUUCUGUUCCCAUCGGAGAGGGAACCUGGCUGGUCCGGGUCCUCCGCACAACAACCCUGACUCCCCCUGAAGCCUCCCUCUCCACCAACCCCACCCUGUGCGACCCCGUGGCCUUCGUUCCUUGUUCCCCGUCCAGGACGCGGCGGCCGAGCGCCAUGGUCCACGCGUUCAUCAUCCACACGCUGGGGGCUCGGCCCGGCGAGGAGCCCGGGGGCUGCCGGGUGCUGUACUCCAGGGUGUUCGGCGCAGAGGCCUCGCUGGAUGACCCCCGACCCCACAGCCCGGAGCGAGACAGGCUGGGCCGUAAGGAACAGAUCCUGGCUGUAGCCAGGCAAGUGGAGACGGCCCACAGGCUGCUGCUGCAGGCGACGGGCCGGCCCGCCUUGGAUCUCCUCCUCCAGUCCCCCGACGAGCCCGUCUCCCUGCAAGACGCCCCCUCCGGAGUCUUCCGCCUGCGGCCGGGGGACCCCUUCCAGGAGAGCCGGGUGGUCCUCUGGCUGGGGGUGCUGUCGCUGGGCUUCGUGCUCGUUUGCGAGCCCCCCGAGAACCUGCGUCUGGCCAAGAGCACCCUGCGGCUCCUGGCCCGCCUCCUCCUUGACCACCUGAGGCUGUUCUCCUCGGGCAGCGACGUCCUGCUCAAGGCUGACCGCACCGAGGCCGUCCUGGACAAGCUCCUGCCCCAGGGCCAGCUGCUCUUCCUCAACGACCAGUUCAUCCAGGUCUUGGAGAAGGAGCUCGGGGCCGGCUGGGCGAGAUGAAGGGCCCCUGCUGGCCGCUCCCCUCCCCCCCCGCAGGCCACCACGGGGCACCACGGACUCCUGGUUAGGCCGGGGGGCCCCAGCUCUGUGGCCAGGUGGGUCGUCCGGUUGUCUGCUUGGUGGGGAGAAGCAUGGGAAGCCACGGAGCUUUGUCAAGAAAGGACAUCGGAGCCCCGACUGGCUCACGUAUAACAUGCCAGGCAGAGGUCCCACGCUGGCCUCCGUGGGGAGGGACGUAACGAGGAGGGGACACGAUCCCGUGAGUCCUGGGGCUGGGCAGCCCAAGGGCUUCCUGCAGUAAAACUCCGAUGAGGCGAAUUGGGGGUGGCUUCCUGGAGGAGGUGGAUUUAAGUCAAGUCAGUCGUAUUCAUUGAGCGCUUACUGUGAGUGGAGCACUGUAUAAAGUACUUGGGAGGGUAUGAGGCAGACAUUCCAGUUGGGUGCGCUCAGAAUUGACAUUUCUGAUCUGCCCCCACCCCCUCCAGAUCCACUCUUCUGUACUCUCUGCCGUGGAAAGCAGUUACCCACAGAAGACCUCUAUGGACUGUCCCCCAACCUCUGAUCCUAGCACGAUUUUGUCAUUUUAGCAGCAGGCCCCGACUCCUCUACCCUCCUGCCCCACCAGAAAGAAAGGCUCAAGUUAGGGUUGGGGGAGAGGGGUUGCAUAGGAGGAGGAGGUGCAGGAGCAGAAAGAGCCUGGGGCACCUGCGGGCCUGUUCUCAGCCUUCUCCUCACCUCACUCCCCGCUGCAGAGGGCUGAAUCCGGUCCCAGGCCAGGGGAAAACCAAUGACCGAGAGCCACGAACCCUAAUUGGAUGUCACUGGGGGCUUGGGCGCAGCAGGGGGGCCUACCCUGGCCUUCUUACCUAGGGAUGCUGGCAGUCCCACACCCCUCGUGGGGCAACCGAACCAUCAAGUGACUGAGCCCUACGUCCCACAUCAGGGCAACUAGAAGGCACCUGACCCCGACGCUAUUUUUCCGACUAAGCGUUGUGAUUUUGUGUCUUCUUGGACCCUACGGGUCAUUGACUCCUUUGCUGGACCCGGGAAACUCCGCGAAAUAAAAGCAGGCUGGAUGUUUCCCACGCCUCUUCUCCCCUCC